This is a messenger RNA of Panicum hallii, 516 nucleotides long. RefSeq lists its product as uncharacterized. The transcript is spliced from 2 exons. Bases 1 to 516 code for a protein of 171 amino acids. Lineage: Eukaryota; Viridiplantae; Streptophyta; Magnoliopsida; Poales; Poaceae. The record is from RefSeq and is a predicted model, not a curated record.
AUGGGGAAGGAGCAGCAGCGCGAGGCGGCGCAGUGUCGCGGUGGGAACAGCGCGGUGGCGGCGCCCCCGAGGCGCGGGCGCUGGUUCGACGAGGAGCCGCCCACCACGACGGCUGCGGCGGCGGCGGGGCGCGCGGGGUGGAGGUGCCGGUCCUGCGCGGCGGUGGCGAUCGCGGACUGUGUCGCGCUGGGGUGCUGCCCGUGCGCGGUCGUCAGCCUGCUUGGGCUGGCGCUCGUCAAGGCGCCGCUCGUCGUGGGCCGCCGCUGCGUCGGCCGCCUCAGGAGGCGCCGCCGCUUCCUGCUGCACAAGAAGCGGGUGCGCGACGUCGCCGCGGCCUCCGCGGCGGCGGCGGGUGCCAAGGCGGAGACGCUUCCUCCGCCCGGCGCCGCGGCCGUUGCGGCGACCGCGCCGGCGCCGGGCCAGGCCGAGGCUGCGGAGCUGGCGUGGCUGGACGAGAUGUACCGGGUGGGGCAUUGGGGCUUCGGCCGCGUGUCCUUCUCGGGGAAGACCCCGUGA